Rotaria sordida is the source of this 1452-nucleotide messenger RNA. NCBI's taxonomy places the organism in Eukaryota, Metazoa, Rotifera, Eurotatoria, Philodinida, Philodinidae. The record is from the annotation of a GenBank genome assembly.
AUGGAUCCUUCUACAACUUCAUUGAUCUUACAAGAGCUUAAUUUAAAUAAAGAUUGUGUGGCUAAUAUCUACAAUCACGGUUCAUGGGUCUAUGGUACAAAUACACCGAACUCUGAUCGAGAUAUUAUCAUUGUCACUCGUUUAUCUGACCGACGUCCACUGAAAUUUACAGACAGUUUCGAAUAUUUUCAUCAAUUUGAAUUACAUAGAUUAUGGAAUCAAUAUGAUGUGUGCAUAUAUUCAAUUGAAAAUUUUGAAGUUCUUCUACAAAUAAAUUAUUUAGUUGUUGUUCAAUGUGUAUUUCUACCAGAUGAAUUUAAAAUCAAAGAAGAAAUUGAUUUUCGAAAAAUUUAUCUCGAAAAAUAUUACAAUACAUUAAAACUAAAACAAGCUGUUUUUUAUGAAAUGCAAAGAUAUCGGACGAUGUAUAAUUCGAAUAAUUAUUCAAAUUAUCCAAUACGUAGUUCAAGAACAAUUAAAACGGGUCAAUUACGAAAAGAUUUUGUAUUAAAAAGUUUAUUUCAUGGUCUUCGAUACUUAGAUUUUGUUGAACAGCUAAUUCAAACACGAUCAAUAUAUAAUUAUAAACGAAUUACAUAUAUUUAUGAUGAGAUGAAAGCUAUACGUGGUGAUCCACCAGAUAAUUCAAGUAUGGCACGUGCAGGUGAAUUCGUUCAUAUAAAAUGUGAUGAACUUCAAUCAAAAUUGGAUGUACUUGUCCCAACAAACAUUAUCAAAGGAUCAUUCGAAGUAUACAUCACAUUGGAUUUUACAGAUCAUACUGAACAAGCGAUUGAAAUCCUUCAAAAAGCAUGUGAAAAUACAAAAUACAAACUCAUGUUUAUUCAGUUAGAUACUGAUUCAGAAAAGAAGAAACUGAAAGCAUUAAUGGUAUCAUCAUAUUAUUAUGGUGAAUAUCCAUCAAUUGUAAAACAAAUUGAAGAAGAAGCUUAUCAAGCUUUUCAAGAUUUUAAUAUCAUACGUAUUAAAAUCAAAUCAUCAGUAUCCAAUGAAGGUGUACCACAGACUGACAUGGAAAAAAAAGUAUUUUGGAAUGACGAAACAAAUUAUUUUGAAUUUCAUUAUAAAAUCCCACUGGAAGAAGAAUGUGAAAGAGACAAAUUAAGAAGUCUUGUAAAUAUGUGUCGACCAUAUUUCAAAUAUGAUUUACACUCAUCAGAUAAUGUAUACGAACGGAUACAUCAAAAGAAUCCUGAGUAUAUGAUUACGAUGCGUUUAUUUGAUUUUGGUCGAGAAAAUGCAUUGAAAACGAACAAAGAAUCUGUGGAAGAAUUGACAAUUAAUAAUUCUCCACCAUUACAAGUUGUAUGUGAAUUUAUUGUUUAUGAUACACAUAUUGAACUUGAUAAGGAUUGGCAACAAGUUGAUUCAACAUUUUUCAAUCAAUUAGUUGGCUUUAAAAUGUGGAAACGUGAAAUUAUUACGAACUAA